CAAUCUUCCUGCCGUUUUGCGAGUUCAUCGACUAGACACCCAUUCUUGGAGUCACAAUCUCAUCUGGCUCAUAUUUCGAUCUAGUUCUGGUCGUCAUUUAGCCUAACAUGUCCACACCAGAUCAGUCUUCACCACAAUCCCGAUCAUUAAAGGAGGAGCUGGCCGCCGUUCUUCCACAAGGCUUUCAGUGCAAGAUCCGAUACGUGCACACCCCACCAAAACCCUGCGAUCCUCUGUUCUCUACACCGUCGGGGUUCAAAGCGGGAAAAACUCGACUGGCCAGCCAUUUCUUGACAGUCAGCAUCAACCCAUCUGCAGAUGGUGGGAGUGAGCAUCCCAACGGAGUGCUGGUCUUCGCCUUGGAAGCAUUAGUCUACAGCACGAAGUAUUUGACAACUAUUUUCGUGAGCAAGGCCGACUCUACUGGCUACCUACCGCAGCAAAGGCCCUCUGCUAUCAAACUCACCACGAGCGCUUUCUUGAAAUGGCUGGCGGAGAAGGAGCGCCAGGCACAUCCGCGGCGCAAAAUUGUCAUCUCCUUAUUUGCACGCUCGCAAUCGCAAUACCUGUUUCCAGGCUCCGCCGAGAAUCCCAAGAAGCAUGUACUUGAUGACAGACAGCUCAUCAAAUGGUGGGCUCGAGUAUUGGACCCUAUCUUCUCAAAGGAGGGUGCGCGCGGUUCUGAUGGCACUCAACAACCUCAAUGCGAUGGCUAUAUCACAGUCCCUGGAUACGACAACUCCGAGCUAAGAUCUUUGAUCCCCUCUAAUACUUCUUCAACACCGAGCACUCGUUGGCACCCCGGCCACCCACUCAUCGAACUCGCCGAAACAAGAGGAAUGCCAACAGACGUUCCACCAAGAUGUCUCCUCCCUCGCUUUCCCGAUGAUCCAAAAGCCCGCUUCAUGCAGGAUCUCGAUGACGAAGCUGGCAUCGUGGAGGAAACGUCGACGACGACAAGCCCUUCACGGAGAAAGGCAGACAAAUGGGCUUCCAUUCGCGACCUUGCUACCUUCUGGGAAACCAUGGCUUUCAGGCAGGAAUGCUCUUCAGGUCGAUUAGUCGGGUUUCUGUGGCUGGUGAUCCGGCCCAGCACGCACGAUCUGGCCGCGGACACUAAUGGCAACGGGAUUGGAAACUCAGAAAGCCAAGACUCAUCUUCAACCGUACCCAGCAGUGAUCCAGUGUCAUUCGAAGAGAAGACUAGAGCUCACAGAAACCCAAGUCCCAGCAAACCUGGAAGAAAACGACUGACCGGCCCCAUAAUACCACGCCAACCACGACUCAAAGGCGCCUCUUCCUCCUUGACGAAAUCCGAUCUGUCGGGCAUGCUGGAAUUCGCGGCCAUCGAUGGCCUGACUCUGACGGCGGACGGCUACGACAAAGCCAUGCAGACCCUCAUGCACCUCGACUUCGCCAAUCUUGCGGUUGCGGGCCAAUCUACGAACAAAUGGAUCGCAGAUGUGUCUCAGAUAGGCGGAGUACAGGGUGAAUGGGCUCUUGAAGUGACUGGUAGUGCGAAAACGGAGAGUGCUGGUCCCACUUCGGGCGGUGGUGCUGCUGCUGCGCAAGUGAACGAUUUAGGAGGCAUGAUUAGGAAGAAGAGGAAAGCGGAAGAGCCUGUCGGGCAGGAUCAUGCGGGGGUGAACGGUGCGGCCGACGAGAAACCCGCUGUGAACGUGUUGGGUGGUGGGAUGAUUCGCAAGAAACCGAAGAAGGUCUGAAUAGCUAGAUAUGCCAUCUAGGCAA
Molecule: messenger RNA, 1749 nt
Organism: Neohortaea acidophila
Lineage: Eukaryota; Fungi; Ascomycota; Dothideomycetes; Mycosphaerellales; Teratosphaeriaceae
Product: histone acetylation protein-domain-containing protein
Exons: 1
Coding region: 108-1724 (538 amino acids)
Biological process (GO): DNA damage response
Cellular component (GO): nucleus
Molecular function (GO): histone H3K56 acetyltransferase activity
Source: RefSeq, a predicted model, not a curated record